Euleptes europaea (tarantolino) is the source of this 1693-nucleotide messenger RNA. Its product is annotated as E3 ubiquitin-protein ligase TRIM7-like. The transcript is spliced from 8 exons. Bases 14 to 1693 code for a protein of 559 amino acids. Gene Ontology annotation, molecular function: protein binding; zinc ion binding. The record is from RefSeq and is a predicted model, not a curated record. Lineage: Eukaryota; Metazoa; Chordata; Lepidosauria; Squamata; Sphaerodactylidae.
CCUGGAGGCAGCCAUGGCGGCCGGGGGUCCCCUCCUGGAGCUCCGCGAGGAAGCCUCUUGCUCCGUCUGCCUGGACUUCUUCAGGGACCCCGUCAUGAUCCCCGAGUGCGGCCACAGUUUCUGCCGGGACUGCCUGACCCGCAGCUGGGGGGCGCCGGGGGACAAGGCUUCCUGCUGCCCCCAGUGCAGAGGGAGAGCGCAGGAGGGGACCCUCCAGCAGAAUCGUCAGCUGGCCAACUUGGUGGGGAUAGCCCAAAAAUUCACUCUUCAGGAGGGAAAAGAGGCAGGUGAGAAGGGGGCAAGGGGGAAGGGGGGCAUCUGCGAGAAGCACCAGGAGCCCCUGAGGUUUUUCUGCAAGGAGGACCAAGCCCCCCUCUGCGGGGUCUGCAGCAGAUCCGAGGAGCACCAAGACCACCAGGUGGUUCCUCUGGAGGAGGCUGCCCAGGAAAAGAGGGCACUUGUGGCUGCUAGAAAAGGGAGAAUUUGCCAGAAGUACCAGGAGCCGCUGAAUCUCUUCUGCAAGAACGAUGAAGCCCUCAUCUGUGUGGCCUGUGAUCGAUCCGAGGAGCACAGAGAUCACGAAACCCUUCCUCUUGAGGAGGCCUCCCAAGAGUACAAGGAUCAGUUCUGCAACCGUCUGGAGAUGCUGAAGAAGGAGAGAGAAAGAAUUGUGGCAAGUAAAGCAGACGUAGUGAAGGAAAGCCAAGACCUGCUCAUAAGUAAGCAAACCAAACAAGUGCAGCAGGAGACAGAGACCAAGUUCAGGCAACUACACAAGUUUCUGGAGGAACAAGAGAAACUUCUGCUGGCCCAGAUGGAAGAGGUGGAGAAGGAGGUGGCAAGAAACAGGGACCAGCACCUGGCCAAAAUCUCUGAGACUCUUUCCUCUCUUGAAAGCCUUAUCCAGGAGAUGGAGGAGAAGUGUCAGCAGCUGGCCAGUGAACUCCUGCAGGAUGCCAGAAACACCUUGCAGAGGUAUGAAGAAAAGGAGGAGUUUGAGGAUCCAGUGGCUUUUCCUCUUGCACAGAAGUGGUGCAUCUGGGACUUGUCUGAUCUAAAUCUCUUUUUGGAGAGCAUCAAGAAGCAAUUCGAAGACACUCUGGAUUCUGGAUUUCACCUGCAGAAAGCAUGUGUGACUCUGGAUCCAGACACGGCCCAUCCCGGACUCCUCCUGUCUGAGGACUGGAAAAGCGUGAGAGAUGGAGAAAAAGCUCAAGCUCUGCCUGACUGGAAAAGCAUGAGAUGGGGAGGAAAAGCUCAGUCUCUGCCCAGCAACCCUGAGAGAUUUUCCACAUAUACUGCUGUGCUGGGCCGUGAGGGAUUCACAGCAGGCCGCCAUUUCUGGGAAGUCCUUGUGGGAAGUGAGGAAAGAUGGGCUGUGGGGGUGGCCAGAGAGUCCGUGAGGAGGAAGGGAAGGAUCACCUUUGGUCCCGAGAGAGGGAUCUGGGCUGUGGGGAAGUGGUGUGGGCACUACAGGGCUUCCAUAAAAGGACAAUACCAUCCCCUGUCCCUGACCAGGGAGCCCAAGAGGAUCCGAGUCUGCCUGAACUACGCUGGGGGCCGAGUGGCCUUUUUCGACGCUGACCGAGGAUCCCUGAUCCAUGAGUUCUCUGGAGCCUCCUUCUCUGGAGAGACCCUCCUGCCCUUCUUUUGGGUGAAUUCAGAAGCCCACCUCAAGCUCUCUUCUUCUUAA